ACGCCCAUGGUUUGUUGUUCUCCUUCCAAACCACUUCCAAAUCAUUUAACUGUGAAUAUCUUUCCUUUUCUGGAAUAGUGCCGACCAACAAAUUCUACAAUAAUUCGAUAAUGGAACGGCAACCUGCAAAGUAUGAAUCUAUUUAUCCAAAUCUCUUUCUUAUUCUGAACACAUUAUUGAAUUACAAUGAAGAAUGUAGAAUAUUAUGAUGUCUGCGCAAGGAAUAUAUAGCUAGAAUAUUACUAACUGACUGUGCAUAUGGCAAUGGCCGUGUAUCGGAUUUGAUGAAGUGCAAUUCGAUGGAAAUGCCAGCACGGCGAUCUAAUUACUCUCUAUUAAGCCAAAAUCCCGACGAUCCGUUCUAUCCACAGCCACUAUCCACGGCAGCCUUUGGUUGGGACGCGAUUGAUCAGAGAAUGAUUUCAGCGCCGCCGCAGAAGCAGUCGAGCGGGAGCAGCUUCGGCGAGAGCUCGUUAUCGGGGGAUUAUUAUGCGCCAUCGCUCUCCAACCCCGACGUCGGUAUGACUAGUAAUUUGGGUGAUGGAGCUGGCGAAUUCAGGGCUUCUGGCUCUUCGAAAACCUGGGCUCAGCAGACGGAGGAGAGCUACCAGUUGCAGUUCGCUUUGGCUCUGCGUCUCUCGUCGGAGGCUACAUGUGCUGAUGAUCCUAAUUUGUUGCAUCCUGUGCCUGACGAAGCCGUCUCCAUUGCUUCUUCCUCGGUGGACUCGAUUUCUCAUCGAUAUUGGAUAAAUGGUUGCUUGUCAUACUUCGAUCGAAUACCUGAUGGAUUUUAUAUGAUUCAUGGGAUGAAUCCAUAUGUUUGGACUGUGUGCUCUGAUCAUCAGGAAAGUGGCCGCAUUCCUUCCCUUGAAUCAUUAAGGACUGUUGAUCCUGCCUGUGUUUCUUCAGUUGAAGUGAUUUCAGUAGACCGACGAGGUGAUCCUAGCUUGAAAGAACUGCAAAAUCGAACUAAUAGCUUGUCAUCUAGUUGCAUCACCACAAAGGAAGUUGUUGAACAGCUAGCAAAGCUAGUUUGUAAUCAUAUGGGGGAUGCAGCCUCUAACGGGGAAGAUAACUUGGUCACCCCUUGGAAAGAGUGCAUUGAUGAGUUAAAAGAUUGCAUGGGUUCAGUAGUUCUCUCUGUUGGCAGUCUUCUGUCUAUAGGACUUUGCCGACAUCGCACACUGCUAUUCAAAGUUUUAGCUGAUGGUAUUGGGUUACCAUGUCGAAUUGCAAGGGGGUGUAAAUAUUGUACUAGAGAAAAUGCUUCGUCGUGCCUUGUUCGCUUUGGGCUUGACAGGGAGUAUCUUGUCGAUUUAGUUGAGAAACAAGGGUGCUUAUAUGAGCCUGAUUCCUUACUGAACGGUCCUUCUACUAUCUCAAUUUCAUCACCUUUACGCUUUCCACAAUUUAGGCAGGUGGAACCUCCAACUGAUUUUAGGCUGCUGGCCAAAAAGUUCUUCUCGGAGAUUCAGUUUCUUAAUUCUGAAUUCUGUGAGUUUUUAGCAGCUGGAACUGUUAAUAAGGGAGGUACUGACAACUCAAUGCUUCAUAAACAAUCAGAGGGGGACUACAUGGAUAGGAGCAGCUGCCCGCCCAGCUCAACCUCUCACGAGGAUAUUUCUAUCACACCACAAUAUGCCACAAAUUCUUGGAUCAAGGUUCACGGUCAAGACCAAUUGCUUUCCAGACCAUCCGACUUUCAGGAAGUUAUGAGCUCCUCAAAUACGUUCUCAGAAUCGAUCCCUAGGAAGCUUCUUCCCCAAUCAGGGCAUGGAAAUGCUCAAGUUGUUCCCUUCAUGAAUCCAAGAAUAGAAACAAGUAAAAAUGCAAGGUUUGGUGAAGGAGGUCGAUUAUUCCCAUGUAAAUCAGGGGAAUAUACCUUUUAUGUGGAUGAUCUAAACAUUCCAUGGAGUGAUCUUGUUGUAAAUGAGAUAAUUGGGGCAGGUUCAUUCGGAACAGUUCAUCGUGCUGAGUGGAAUCGAUGUGAUGUUGCUGUAAAAAUUAUCAUGGAACAAGACUUUCAUGCAGAGCGAUUCAAAGAGUUUAUACGAGAGGUGGCAAUUAUGAAACGACUGAGGCAUCCAAAUAUUGUGCUUUUUAUGGGUGCAGUAACAGAACCACCUAACUUGUCUAUAGUUACAGAAUAUUUGUCAAGAGGUAGUCUUUACAGACUUUUGCAUAAACCUGGUGCAAGAGAGGUACUAGAUGAGAAACGCCGCCUGAGCAUGGCUUGUGAUGUGGCGAAAGGGAUGAACUAUCUUCACAAACGCAAUCCUCCAGUUGUUCAUCGAGACCUAAAAUCUCCUAAUCUUUUAGUUGAUAAAAAGUAUACUGUGAAGGUCUGUGAUUUUGGUCUUUCCCGUUUAAAAGCAAACACAUUUCUUUCAUCCAAGUCUGCUGCUGGAACUCCUGAGUGGAUGGCUCCUGAAGUGCUCCGUGAUGAACCAUCGAAUGAAAAAUCAGAUGUAUACAGUUUUGGUGUUAUUUUAUGGGAGCUGGCAACAUUGCAGCAACCUUGGGGUAACCUGAAGCCUGCACAGGUUGUGGCAGCUGUUGGUUUUAAAGGAAAAAGGCUUGAAAUUCCCCGAGAUGUGAAUCCUGAAGUAGCAGCCAUUAUCGAGGCUUGCUGGGCCAAGGAAUCCUGGAAAAGACCCUCAUUUUCCAGUAUCAUGGAAUCAUUGAGGCCAUUUAUUAAGAACUCAGCACUAACUCAGCCAGCAUCUGCUGAAAUGCCGUCGCUGAUGUGAAAUUGUACGAAUCGAGGAAACUUGGUUUGAUUUCAGAUUGGGAGAAUCUCAUAUGAUGUAAGGACCCAAUGUAAAUAUUAAUUGGCAUGCGGAGAGCUGAAUUUUUACACUUGGAAAACAUCAUUCAAAAUGAAAAUGUGAUAAUCCGCAUCUUAUUUUCAAGUCAAGUGCAUUUUCUUUUUUGGCUGUGUAAUUGUUAAUGCCAAUUGGCAAAUGUAUGUGUUUAUAUAUAAAGUUAAGACACCAAAAGGUAUAAGUAAACAUGUAUUGGUUUAGGGUCUAUUGUGUCACCUAUAUUGUACAUCAGCAGGCUAAUUGUUAAUAGGAGAUUCGUCAUCCAACCAUUCCUUGAUGUCUGAA
This is a messenger RNA of Salvia splendens (bonfire salvia), 3110 nucleotides long. RefSeq names its product serine/threonine-protein kinase CTR1. NCBI's taxonomy places the organism in Eukaryota, Viridiplantae, Streptophyta, Magnoliopsida, Lamiales, Lamiaceae. The record is from RefSeq and is a predicted model, not a curated record. The transcript has 19 exons. Gene Ontology annotation, biological process: protein phosphorylation. The coding region runs from base 285 to 2750 and encodes 821 amino acids. Gene Ontology annotation, molecular function: protein serine/threonine kinase activity; ATP binding.